UAUUCACUGCCCAGUUUUAAUUUUAGGUAGAGUAUACCUAGUGUGUUUAUAUUUUCAUGAAAAAUGCAAAGAUUUUUCAACAAAGUAGCGGUAGUAACCGGAAGCAGCUCUGGCAUAGGCGCUGCCAUAAGCAGAGAAUUAGUGAAGAAUGGACUUCGCGUGGUUGGUUUAGCCAGAAGAAUAGAGAAAUUAAAAGAACUUGGUGAAGAAUUAAGUGGUAAAUUUCCCGGAGAAUUUCACGCGUUAAAAUGUGACGUGACGAAAGAAAGUGAAAUUGAAUCUUCGUUUAAAUGGAUCACAGCUGAACUUGGACCCAUUACGGUGUUAGUCAAUAAUGCGGGAACUCUAGGACAUUCUCUGCUUACAGAAGUGACAGGGGAACUGAUAUCUCAAGUAUUUGAUACAAAUGUAAAAGCCGCUAUGUUGUGGUCCAAAUUAGCUGUUCGAAGUAUGACAGAAAAUGCCAUAGAGGGUCAUAUAAUUAAUGUCAAUAGUCUUGCCGGACAUUACAUGAUCAACACCGAUCCAAAUCUUGCUCAAAUUUACACCAGUUCGAAACAUGCCCUUAAAAUUUAUUCCGAAGCACUACGACGUGAGCUUUUCAAGAAGCAAAUCGAUGUCAAGGUUACCAAUUUCAGUCCUGGUUUGGUAAUCACUGAAAUGACAGCUGAUACAGGAUUAAUAACACCAUCUUCGUCACCAAAGACUUAUCUAAUACCGAGAGAAAUUGCUGAAACCAUCGUACUGCUUUUAAGCACACCUCCUAAAGUAUCAAUUUCGGAACUCACUGUUGUGCCAAUUCGUCAAAAGCUUUAAAAUUGAAAAAAAAAACACCAAAGUUUUUACCCAAAAUGUAUCAAAAUACCUACCUAAUAGGUACCAUCAUUUUUUUUCUUAUCACUUCUGCAAGAUUUUAUCUGAAAAGAAAACCUUUGCAACCAGUUUGCUCCGAUUGAACUGAGAUUAUUGGCUCGUUGAAAAAGCAUGCAAACUACACCUCGAAACCAGAAGUUAAGCUGUCGAAAUUGAGUUUUUGAUUUUUAGCAAAUUUUUGAACAUCGAGGGAAGAGCUCUUACUAAUUAAUAACCCUUUCAAUAACAAAGCUGAUUACUAAAUAUCCCUUCCGGAGAAAUUCCAGGGUGCUGGAGAACAGUAAACUUUUGAUAGGGGCUGCAAAUUAGCACGAAACUGGUGACGAUUAAUUCGAGAGACAGGAGGGUAGGUGCAACAUAUCUUGCCUCAAAAGCCAGUCUUCCGAAUUUCAUCUGAAGAUUAAGGUAGGCCUAAGAACAUUUAUUUUUGUUGUUUUCAAAAUUUCACUAUACCUAAUUGUUGAAAAAACAAUCUCUAUAGAGCUCAAAAUUUCAUUCUGUUGUGUAGGUGAUAUGCUCUUUUAAUAAUCAGUCAAAUUCUUGCUCGAUUAGUGCUAAUAAGUCGCGAAGGUUUUCUAAUGAGUAAGGAUAUAAUUAUGUGGUAAUAAAAUUAGGAAAAACUUGAAAAUUACAAUAAAAGUUGUAAUGGGAAGUAUGUACUUGUGUGUAUGUGUAUGUAUGUAUGUAUGUAGGUAUGUAUUUGUAUCUGCUAAAAUGCAUCAAGUACCUAGAUAAACCACUCAUACCUAUGUGGGUAUGUAUUCUACCAUAGUUCAAUAAGAUUGGCAUAAAAAAUUAAUAAAAAUAUCCAAUCAUUC
Planococcus citri (citrus mealybug) is the source of this 1691-nucleotide messenger RNA. RefSeq names its product farnesol dehydrogenase-like. The record is from RefSeq and is a predicted model, not a curated record. Lineage: Eukaryota; Metazoa; Arthropoda; Insecta; Hemiptera; Pseudococcidae. The transcript is spliced from 6 exons. The coding region runs from base 64 to 816 and encodes 250 amino acids.